Molecule: messenger RNA, 2082 nt
Organism: Histoplasma capsulatum G186AR
Lineage: Eukaryota; Fungi; Ascomycota; Eurotiomycetes; Onygenales; Ajellomycetaceae
Exons: 6
Coding region: 1-2082 (693 amino acids)
Source: RefSeq, a predicted model, not a curated record
AUGCCUUCACCAAAGCACACCGCGCAUCUUCCACUUAUUGCACCGAAAGAUGAUGCCGUGGUGAGAUCGUCCGAGUCCGGAGCUAAAUCAGGAACCGCGGAUGAGCAGAAACUGAAAAUGCCUGUUCGAGUCCGUUUGCCUCCAAGAUCCAGGACUGGGUGCUGUCCAAGGUUAGCGUUUCGGGACGAUACAUACAGAAUCAAACAUCGUAUGCAGGCCGUUUCCACUGCUGGAAAUGCAGUCUGGGACCCAACAUCGCCAAGUCUGACCGCGAGUAGCCCAAACUCGUCCAUCGGAGGAGAUACGCUACCCCCAUUCGCGUGUUUAACAUCUGACUUGGAACGAGAGAUGAAAGCUGAGGCAUAUUCUCCGGGCACCUAUCACGUUAUUGUGAACCCAGAGAGUUUUUCAUCGCUGCCUGAAUAUUCCGACACAACUGACAACACAUCCAUGUCGAGUUCUCCUGGCUCUGGUAAGGACGAUACCACCAAUGCCGGUAGUAGGAAGAGAGGCAGAAAACACAAUAGGGAUAAUUCUUCGUUGACAGAAACGGGUGACCCGAAUGUGGUCAUUCUCUCGAAAUUCGAGGACUCCAUUCCAAUCUCAUCCCCUGGCCACUGGAGGACUAACAUGAGGCAGUCCCCGUCGAGGUCGAGUACGUCUGGGUCCAAGUCCUCUGCGGAAUUGGUUGAUGAAGUGCCUGUUCAGGAUCCCGUGGAAUCAUUUGAUCAAUCAUACAUAGAUACCACGGAACAGUAUGUGGAAGAUACAAGACUACUUUUGCAUUUUAGGAGAGUGGUCUGGAGCCAUCUCGUGCAAACAGCUUCUCGCUGUGAAUCUCCAGUCUAUGACGUUUGCAAUGCUCCUGGCUCAGAUAUCUUUGAGCAGGAGGCGGCCACUUUUCGCCCGUUGUUCCACGCCAUGAUGGCCGUUUCUGCUCUGAGCUUGUCCCAUCAAGGGAAGGGCCAAAGCAUCGCUGCUCUACAACACUAUCAGCAAACUCUUCCUUUCUUACAAACCAGUAUGCGCAGCCAUCAAGAUCUCUCCUCGGAUGGAGUGUUCCUCACCCAUUUCUUGCUCCUAAUUUACGAGAUAGCUGCAGCUGAACCAGGAGGGUCCAACCUCUGGUCCCACCAUCUGGAACGACUGUUACGAAUCAUCUUAAUGCGAAAUGAGAUUUUUAAGACAGAAAAAUUCCCUUUUAUCAUCUGGUGGGUUUGUUCCAUCGACUUAUAUGCGUUAUUCAGCGGUACAGGAACGGGAGAAUUCAUUGCGACGGUCUUGAAAAACGACAUGAUCCCAUCUCCAGGAUACCAUCUCUACCCGCUCGGCCAGGAUGGGACAAGCGUUAUCUAUCCGGAGGAGAUGGAUAUACUUCCCACCAUCCUGCAGCUUAACCAUGACAUAUUCGUCCUGGCGGUCCGCCUGGGGCUGCUGGCAUCUGAAUUCCGUACACAGAGCGCCUAUGCAAAUGGAGCAUUAAUUAAUAACGCAAAUUCAAGUGGUUCCCAUGUAUUCCCUCCUCAAAUGCUUGACGAUAGGGAAAAGCGCCUAUUUGAAAUCCAGCAAGCACUACGGCAUUUAUGGGAGACUUCUAAUCUUGCUAUCUUGGAACAACAAAUGGAUUUGCUCCCCAGUCGGUCGAAGGAGAUGCUUCAACAUGCCACCACUCUCUUCCACGCCAGCCUCAUCUACUCAUAUACCAGCAUGUGGUCUAGCCAAAGCAUCGAGACCGGCGGUGGCCCCGCGCUCGAAAUUUCCCAACGGACCACCGCCAUCCUCCACGUUGCCUCGAGUAUCGUACACGCAGGGCGUUUUGAUCUGCGCUUCAUCGUUUUCCCGCUGUUCAUGGCGGGUGUGGCGUCCUCGUCCAGCUCGCAGAAAAUGCUCGCGCUGGACUUGCUUUCUGGUAUUGAGGGGAAUGAGUCUGUUGGUCGCAACGUUACGACGACGAGACAUGUACUGCAGAUUGUGUUCCAGAGACAGACGGAGGGAUACAUGCGGAAGGGACAUGCGUUGGAUGUGGAUUGGAUGGAAAUUAUGAUUGAACAAGGCCUGCAGAUGGUGAAUUUUGGGCUAUGA